AUGUUUCGUAUUUCCCGGUGGCGGCUGGACAAGGUCCCCUUCGCCACCCUCUUCGGCUACAAUUCCAUCCUUCAGAGCGUCUUUUCCGCCCCCGUGAAGGAGGAGGCGAUCGUAGUGGAGCUUCCAGGAGGGCGUACGGAGCGCUAUACAUAUGGGCAGCUGCAGAAGGACGUGCUCUCCAUGUCGAACGUCAUCACCGAGAGGCGAGAGGCGAUGACGGUGGCUCGUGGGAAGCCUUCGUUAAGUUGGCUGCAGCAGCCACGACCGAGCAACGUGCGAAGCGUCUUUGCGGAUGGCGAUGGCGGGGUGCUGAGCUGCGAUUUCAUGAAAGACGACGGGCAGCACAACGUGGCCAUUAUUGGCACCACUGGCUACACCUUUGUGGUCUCCCUCCUGGCGGCCUGGUCACUGAACCAAAUGGCUGUCCCGAUCCCUGCUUCCCAGAACUGCACAGCGGAGCUUUUAUAUAUUUUGGAACACAGCAAGAGCAGAGCAGUGAUGGGCGACACAGUCCCGUUGAAGGAAAAUUUACCACGACAAUACGACGCACUCCUGGUGCGCAGCUUCAGUAGUCUUCACAAUCCCAUGGCGGCUGCAUUCUCCACAACCUCCUCCUCUGCACCGAGUACGUACGAUGUAGAAACUUUGUUUGAUGUGCAGAAACUGCUUGAGAAAAUUCAAGAAAAACGCGAGAUUUCCGAGGCUGCGACAACAGUAAUUCUGCCCGAUCAUUUGCUCUCUGAGGAGGAGCGUCACCAUCUCAAGGAUGCGCACGACAUUAUGAGCCAAAUCUCAGACGAGAAGGCAGUCUCUGAGGAGUGCCGUGAGGCAUUGCGUCAGUACAUGAUACGGGAGCACUUCAAGGCGCACUGUGCCGUUACCGACGCCGAAGAUGGAACUGGCCUCUUCUACGAUACUGACCACCUUGAUUCCCUUAACGUCGUUCAUCGUCUUUGGGCAGAGGAGUACGCCACCCGACCAAGCAAACACGAUGAUUGUGUGAUGAUUUACACCUCAGGCACUACGGCGAGACCCAAGGGUGCUGUUCAUACCCAUGCAAGUCUCCAAAACAUGGUGCGGGUACUGCGUAAAGCAUGGGAAUGGUCCUCCAAGGACACAAUUCUCCACACGCUACCCGUUUACCACAUACAUGGACUUGUAAAUAUUCUGCUGUGUUCUUUGGCCUCCAAUGCGCGUUGUAUUUUGACGAAGUUCGAUGAUCCACUUCGUAUUGUUCGUAGGCUUGAGCGCGGAGAUAUUACGCUUAUGAUGGGGGUACCUACCAUGUACACCAAGUUGAUUGCCGCCGUCAAUCAAAAGAUGUCGCCAAUUGAGCAGGCGGGGUUCAAAAACGCCGUCUCGCAGAAUGUGCGUCUCAUGGUGUCUGGUAGUGCACCACUCCCAGUACCUAUAAUCCAUGCAUUUCGUGAGAUCAGUGGGCACACCCUGCUAGAGCGUUAUGGUAUGACUGAGAUUGGGAUGGCGCUGAGCCAUCCGCUUCGGCCCAUGGAGAAGCGUAUCCCUGGCACUGUCGGCUCACCGCUGCCGACGGUGCGGGCAUUUGUACAUAGCGCGUCAGCCGCCACUGGAGAGGAAAGUGGAACUGCAGGUGGAGAAAGAGUCCAGGGAAAUUAUGAUGAGAUUGGCCAACUCGCCAUCGCCUCCAAGUCCUUGUUUGAUCGCUACUGGAGAAACCCUGAGGAGACCAAAAAGGUACUCGUUGUGAGCCAAGAGGGUCGUCGCUACUUUGAAACCGGUGACACCGUCGGUGUAAGCAAGCCGCGAAACGAAGAAGAGGGUGCCAUCUUCACCAUUCUUGGUCGCUCCAGCAUGGAUAUCUUAAAGUGUCGUGGUUUUAAACUUUCUGCGUUGGAAAUUGAGGCUGCAUUGCUCUCCCGUCAAGACAUUUUCUUUGAGAUUGCCGUCGUGGGCUGCAAGGACGACAUGUUGGGGGAGGAGGUGGUGGCGAUUAUCACGCCCCAGCCAGCCGCGCUGCAGAAGUGGAACAUUCCACCUGAUUUUGACCGCUUUGAGUCGCCCGAACUUAAUGCAGAGCUUAAGGCUGUGGCACGUAGUUUUCUUUCGUACUACAAGUGUCCGAGCCGCUUCAUACUUCUGCCCGAGAUCCCGCGGAACCCCACAGGAAAGGUGAACAAGAAGAACCUCAAGGAGAAACUUUCGCUGGCGUAG
This is a messenger RNA of Trypanosoma rangeli, 2190 nucleotides long. RefSeq names its product putative long-chain-fatty-acid-CoA ligase. The transcript has a single exon. Bases 1 to 2190 code for a protein of 729 amino acids. The record is from RefSeq and is a predicted model, not a curated record. NCBI's taxonomy places the organism in Eukaryota, Euglenozoa, Kinetoplastea, Trypanosomatida, Trypanosomatidae. Gene Ontology annotation, biological process: fatty acid metabolic process. Gene Ontology annotation, molecular function: medium-chain fatty acid-CoA ligase activity.